Molecule: messenger RNA, 1287 nt
Organism: Saprolegnia parasitica CBS 223.65
Lineage: Eukaryota; Oomycota; Saprolegniomycetes; Saprolegniales; Saprolegniaceae
Exons: 3
Coding region: 1-1287 (428 amino acids)
Source: RefSeq, a predicted model, not a curated record
AUGCUCAACUUUCGCGGCAACGUCCUAACCAGGUCCCUCCCGCUGCUGAUCACACAGCCAUCGAGCUAUGCGCCGCCCAGCCCCCGCGCCGCUUGGCAGCUUCGCCGAUACAUCUGCGCGAUCUACGCCGUCAUUGCGAUCGUCGGCGUCCUUCUUCUCGCUACACGAGAAGCCCGCGAGCCCGCGCCGUCCAAAGGCGUUCAGCGGCAGUACCUCCAAGGGCGCAAGAUCUUGAUCGCCGCCAACUACUUCAACAACAUGGACUUGCUUGACGCGCAUUGCGACGAGAUGGUACUGCUGCUCGACGCGCUCGUUCUUGCGGGCGCCACGCCGUACGUGUCCGUGUACGAGAACGGCUCUGAGGACGAAACUCCGGCCUUUCUCCGCGAGUGGAAGCGGCGGCUGGACGAGCGCGGGAUCGCCAACACGAUCCACGUUGACGACGCGCCGUCCUGGAGCGCGGUCUUUGAGGAGAAGAAGAAGAAUGGUACUGUCAAGGGCGAGCACAAAACGGCCAUUCGCAUCGGGGCCAUGGCCGACAUCCGCAACAAGGCGCUCGCACCCCUCGAUGCGUCUUUUGAUGACAUCCUCUUCUUCAACGACGUCGUCUUCCUCGCCGACGACAUUCUGCGCCUCUUGCUCACCGCGCGCAUGGAGUACGACGUCGCGUGCAGCAUGGACUUUAACCGCAUCACGCUCUACGACACGUGGGUUGCGCGCGACGUGAACGCCGAGCGCAUGUCGUCAUUUUACCCGUUCUCGGCCGACAUUGUGACGCAGGGACUCAUUGCGCACGGCCGGCCUUUCCCAGUCUCGAGCUGCUGGAACGGCGUCGUGGCCAUGAAGGCCGCGCCGUUUCUCAAGCACCAGAUCCAGUUUCGCACGUGGCGGCCGCAAGAGCUACGGCUCCUCGGGCGGCCCAGCGCGCUCCAGGGCGUCAUCUACAACGACUCGUGCCCCGCGUCCGAGUGCCUCCUGAUCUUUGAAGACCUCACUCGGCUUGGUUACAACCGGUUUUACAUGCACCCGACCGUGCACGUGACGUACUCGACCGUCGACUGGUCGCUGCAUCGCGCGCUCGGCGGUGCACUCAAUCUUAUCGCGUCUUGGACACUCACCUUGCACCCGCAUGGGCGUGUGCCACCGGGGCACCGCAUCCCGCAAUGCGGUCUGGCUCGCGACAUCACGGUGCAGACGUGGGUCCUUCCCGCAACGUUGUGCCUCAAGGUCGUGGUUGUGUGGCGUCUCCUGCGCUGGGUGCGCCCCGGCAAGCUCGCGAUCGAGUGA